This is a messenger RNA of Rhineura floridana, 5598 nucleotides long. It is a transcript of the gene FAM168B, whose product is annotated as family with sequence similarity 168 member B. The transcript is spliced from 7 exons. NCBI's taxonomy places the organism in Eukaryota, Metazoa, Chordata, Lepidosauria, Squamata, Rhineuridae. The coding region runs from base 334 to 921 and encodes 195 amino acids. The record is from RefSeq and is a predicted model, not a curated record.
UGACAGCGUUUUCUGUUUGCUUUUGGGGGGCUUCAGACGCGCGCACGGCUCUCGUCGUCGUCCGUCCUCUGCACCCAGCCGACAGGCGGAUGUGACGUUUUGGGCCGCUAGGUUGCUGCGCAGUUCUCUGGAGAAGAGCGAACGAGAGAGACAGGAAGGCGCAGCCAGGAGGGACUUGUCGUUGUGGUCGCGGCACCUCCAGGCGGCACCAACCCCCGCCCAGGCUCGGCCCCCUCCCGCCUCAGGCCCCGAGAGCGAGAGAGCGACAGCCGGGCCGGGGCCGCCGCGACGAAGAGCCGCAGUCUGUGACUUUCCCUCGUAGUUUCUGAAAUCAUGAAUCCUGUUUAUAGUCCGGGAUCAUCUGGGGUUCCCUAUGCAAAUGCCAAAGGAAUUGGUUAUCCAGCUGGAUUCCCAAUGGGCUAUGCAGCUGCUGCUCCUGCCUAUUCUCCUAAUAUGUACCCUGCAGCAAAUCCUACAUUCCAAACAGGUUAUACACCAGGCACACCAUAUAAAGUCUCCUGUUCACCUACCAGUGGUGCAGUGCCUCCCUAUUCUUCAUCACCCAACCCCUAUCAAACUGCCGUGUAUCCAGUUCGAAGUGCCUAUCCACAGCAGAAUCCAUAUGCACAGCAAGGCACUUACUACACACAGCCUUUAUAUGCAGCACCACCCCACGUAAUUCAUCACACUACAGUUGUGCAGCCCAAUGGAAUGCCAGCAACUAUGUAUCCAGCACCAAUUCCACCCCCCAGAGGAAAUGGUGUCACUAUGGGAAUGGUGGCUGGGACCACAAUGGCAAUGUCAGCAGGUACCUUGUUGACAACGCAUUCUCCAACUCCUGUAGCCCCACACCCAGUUACAAUGCCCACCUAUCGGGCCCCAGGAACUCCAACCUAUAGCUAUGUGCCCCCACAGUGGUGAUUACCACACAGUGUUUGAAGAUGGGAGAUAUGCAAUCAAGUAACUGAGGUUUAAAAGUUGGUGCUGAAGCCCUCAUGCCUCCAACCAGGACUUGUUUCUUCUGAAUGCUUGCAAUCCUUUGCUAAACACUAAUUCCACAUAACUGAAGAUUUCCCAGUACUGCAUAUCUUACAUCUUGGAACUCCAGCAGUUAGUCUUAAAGCAAAUCCUGUUUUGUGGACUGUCUUGCAAUUUUUAGCUCAUUAUAAUGAUUAAAGGGAGUAUAAAUUUAUUGAUCAUAUCUAGAUGAAUGCAUGUCUAAGAACACACAAAGCUUGCUCAAUCUACCUGCUGCGACUGAUGCAAAAAAAGUCAUAUGCAAAAUCCAAAGGAGCCGAAAAGUAUUUUACAAUUUGUAUCACUAAUGCACUGUUGUAAUGUAUGCAGGGUCUUAAGAGGUAGAAUUGUGACAGUGAUUUUUUUCAUAGAAAACAAUAACAUAAUUAGCAAAUGCUAAGUACAUUAGCAGCUUAUUUAAGUUGAUGAAGGCAUCUGUUCAAGGGGGCACAGUUAAGUGAUAUUUUCCUUUCCUUGUUCAGUGACUGGAAAAUUAGUUUGUAGCUUGCAGAGGAUCAGUUUACCAUGCAUACCUUUCCUAUUUCCUUUUUUUGGGGGUGGGGUGGGGGGAGAUUCAGUGUUAAAUAAAUAUUCUUAGGGACAAGAAUUAAACUACAGGAAAUGUGUGGUUAUCGGUGAAAAAAGCAGCUUGUCUAAAUCAUCAAGGUAUGCUUUGAAUAUUAGGUGGAAAAUCCAUCUACAUAAUGGUUUACCUCCUAGAAAAAUCACAUUUUGAAAUGAUGUGUCUAGAAGCAAUUUCCACACUUCUGGUAGAAUUAAAGUUCCUUUGGUUUCAAACCUGCCCUCCCCCCAAUGUACUAGUUCUGGUCAGCUAAAAAAAUGUAAUUUGAAUCAGUUUGCUUUUGUAAAAUGUACUAAUGUAAAUAGGAAGGAAUUCAUCUACAUAUUUGGUAUGUUAAAGGCAAACAAACCAUUUUAAACCAUUUUUAUUGACUUGCAACCUGGAUUAUGAACAAAGUAUAGUAGGAGUUAUCAGGAUGUAAGAGUUUUCCAAAUGUAAGAGUAUUAAAUUAGAAAGUGAUCAAGUACAGAUAUAUUAAUUAGUAUUUUGGCCAAAUCUUUAUCAUAUCCUUUUUUACCUAUUAAAUUGCAUUUGGAAGACAAGUGAAUUAAGACAGCAGGUGCAGUAUUUCAUUGCAGUGAACCACUUCUGAAUUCCUUAACUACAGCUUGUUGAGUUUUUAUAAGAAUUCCUCUGUCAGUGCUGUGGGUAUAUAGGUCUAGUCUUGGAACCCAUUUGUGUACCAAAAUUAUUAUGAGACUUUUUUUUUGUUUAGUUUUAGUGCUAAAUGCAAUCAAGGGCUUUCUUUAAAUUGGCACCAUUUAGGUAAACAGUAACAGGACAUUAUUUUCCCAGUAUUUCCUGCCUGCAAUAAAUUGUGCAGUAAAUGGUUAUAACAUGUUCCCUUUUAAAGCUGAUAUUUGUGUGUCAGAUUAUAAUGUUGGUAGACUACUCGCAAAGCUUUUUUUUUUUAUGUAAGUUUGAUCAUAUUUUGGGAUGAUCAGUUUUAAAAGUGCAUUUGGUGGCUACUUCUGUGUAGCAUGCAUGCUGAUGUUAAUGCUGCCAUCCUUUAUUUUCUUGGGGCAUCUGCAUCUCAGAUUCCAGUAAAGGUCAGGGCCUUGAUAAUUUGAUUUUUUAAAAUUUAGAAUAAGCAUUCUUCAUACUGAUUUUUUAUUUAAGGUUUUAUAAAGUUUACUUUCCAUAGAUCACAUUCUAGAUGCCCCCUUGAUGCAAAUGCCUUUAGCAUAACAAAAUAAAGAUAUUUAAAUUUUAAUCUUGAGCACUUGUUGCAGCAUGGAAAGGCCCAUAUAUGGAUAACAAAAACAUCCUACCCAUGCCAUAUUGAGUCUGAACUGCUUUGGGUGAGUCUCUUAGGUAUACCAUUUCUGAAAUUGAUCUGUAAUUCUGAUUUUCAGCUGCUCCUCAGGCUAGUGACCAUUCAGUGUGGACAAGCAUCCAGUUUAGUAAGUUUAGAAUAAAAUACUUCUUGACACAUUCAAGCUUUGAAAAUAUGGCUGGGUUGAGGACAUGUCAAAAACAAAUGUAAGCACUGCUGUCGUCAGUCUCUUAACUUAAAUGUCCCGAAUUCUUCAACUAAUGCAGCACUUUGUGAAUGGUAAGGACAAGUUAUAAUUUAUUCUCCUCAAGCUUCAGAUUUCUAAAUGCUUCCUCAUUUUUUUGGACAAAGUAGUAGUAACAGCUUUUUAGGUGAUCUCACUUGAGCACUUUUUUCUAAGUUGUGUUUUGGGAUUCAUCUGCAAGGGAGGAUUAGUACUUUUUGCAAAAGAUACUGCACCUUCUAGAAAUUCUAAUCUGUGGGUGGGUGGGAGGGAGGGCAUUUUUCUGGAGGUAGUUCCAUACCUCCAGUAUAGUCAGUAGGGAAGUAACCAAAAGCACAGUGAUGAGAGGGUGUAUAUAGCUUGGUAUAUUGUUACAAAUAAUAAAAAGCAUGACUAUGAAACUGAAAGUUUGUACUUCAAGUGGGUUAUAGGAGCAGGGAGUAUUGUGGAAUUCUUUCUCCUGCAGUUUGUACCAUUCCCUGUUUUAGGAUUCCUGGGGGGGGGGUGCGCGUGGGUGGGGGGGUAAACCCUCAGAUGCUUAGCAUGUGGCUGCACUGGAGCUUCCCAGAAAGCUUUAAAGGGAGCUAGUAAGCUAUAGACAAGGCUCAAAUCAAGCUGCUUUCAUAUGAAUGCAGCCUUACACAUAGUCAAAAAUUACAGCAGUAACAGAGAAAACAAAAGUAUCUAGGCUAAACCUCAAAAGUUAAGUUUUUAAAUAAUGUUGAAGGUAUAAUUUAUAAUUCCCAAAGUAGAUAACACAAUAUUCUCUUUAAAAAACAAUAGCAAAAUAAUCACCAUCUAUGGAAACAUUAUUUGCUUAAGAAUUGAUAGAUGUAGUCAGUAGUGUUUAGCACUAACCUACUGACAGAACACUAAACCACUUAUUAACCCUGGUUAAAAGUGUAUAACUAAAAUCUUGUUGAAGACUACAGAAAUUCAAGUACUCUGACAAGCUCAUAAAGUAACCAAGAAAGGUAGCUUGAUGCUAAGAUGGGGAUAAUUGGGGAGGUGUGGAGGAAUUCACUUCAGUUUAAGUCUCUUAGAAUGUAACCCCAUCAAAUCUGAUUAAAUUUUAUGGAACAGUGUUUGUAUAGGGAUAUUCCAUGCCAGCUGAUCUUCACAGAGCAAUCUUAAUUUCUAUAGAGAUUCCCGUGUGUUUCAAAUGAGCAAGCGUUCCUGUUGCUUGAGCACAGUAUUGUAUAAACCUAGCUUAAUUUUGUUUUAUUAAAAUGCAGGGAAAUUGAAUGACACUGUUCUAGGCAAAGAAGAAUUUUGGAAUUAUAUGAAAAUGGUGAGUUGACACUGUUAGGUAAAUACACAAUCCUUAGUGGCUGUCUCUGAAGGAAGGAAGUCAGCAUCCAUAAAAGAAGUUUUAAUUAACUUUCUGAUAGUUGAAAGGCUCGACGUAGCAUUUCCUAUUGGAUAUCUCUGCUAGAAAAUAUCAAAAUAGUGAGCAGAUACCUCUCUCUUUGCAUGUAAAGCACUAAAUCCCAAAUCCAGAGCCUGAAAAUUAUUGGCGGGGAGGGGCACAUAGACCACUUGCAAAAGCGCCUUUUCUCAUUAACUUGGGCAGCUCUUUGUAGAUGUUUUUUCAGCCUGUAAAACAGUCCCUUUGUUUUGAAGUGGAGGGGGAAGGCUGUGCAGGCAAAGGAGCUGCAUGUGUGUCUUGAAACGUCUGAGAAGGAUAUCUUAGUCAGGCUCUAAGUCUCCAGUAGAGAUGUAAGGGAUAUAACAAAGAAAAGCUACCUAAACUUGUUUUUGCAAACUGUCAGGAUUCUUGAUCUGCCUUAUAGGCUAGUGAAGGCAUAUUUCUGGUGUUAAUAGGAUAUUAAGAUGAGGGAGUAUUUCAAAGAGAUGGGGGGCAUCUGUGAAAUGGAAAUAUUUGAGUAUCCCAAUGUCAAGAGCCAACUUAGCAUAUCAAAAUAUUCUGAAUAGUUUGACGUCUAAUUACGCAUCAUAAUCUAUAUGACUUUUUCCAGUCUGAUGUGACUUUUGAGCACUUAGCAAGCAAUCCGGGGAAGCUUCAUUGAGCUUGCUGCUGUACAGACUUGUUUUUAGUAGAAUGGAUUUGUUAGUGGGAUUUUAUUGUAGUGCUAUUAUUGGCUGCCCUUGUGGGGUGAAAAAGGGGAGUGCAUGCAACAGAGAUGCAAGAGGCCCCAGUAAUAGUGUUUGUUAUGAAAUAGACACAGGUUUCCUUUUUUUAUAACUUUUUUUUUAAAGAGGACUGUCUUAAAGCAGUUGUAUUGGUACUUUUUCCCAAGUUUAGGUCAAUGUUGUCUUCCAGAACAAGUUUAAAGCAUCAUAUCUGCAUUGAACUAUUGCAUCAACACAUAGGAGUGGCAAUUUCAUUCUGAGCCAGCUGUGUAAAAUUCAUUUUUAUUUUUAUGCAAUCCAAUGAGUAGAUGAGCUCAGAGUUAAAUUCUUAAGAGCACGUUUAUGUAACAGGAAUUGUUAUGUAUUAAUACUUCAGUUUUCAAUAAAGAUUGACUGUGUUGCUUA